CGUGACAUUUUCUUGCAUGACAUUUAAAAUCACAAGCACAGCUGUAACAGUCACAAGCAGUAGCUGUAAAAGCAACCACAAAACACAGUUCAGUGGGAUUCAGACACUGCCAAUGUUUUUUAAGAAUGCAAGGAAGACAACUUACUUAUUCAGAGCAUCAUUCUGCCAACACCUCAACACACCUUUACAAAGGGUAAUCGCGUGCCAUUUAACUAUACUACUUCAUGAAGUCGGUUAUGAUAGUGCUCCCCCCUCUGGACAAAGUAUCUGAACUCAAUUCAGCUGACCGCUGUUGGUAUUACAUUCACUUGACAAAGCAGUAACGACUGGCACUGGAAAACAGACCCGUCACUGACCUGCUCGAGGCCGCUGCUGCCAGCAAGGGCUGUGGUGCCCUCCCAGGGGACACCUCCUGCCUUGGGCUGAGGCAUCGCGGCCUGGCGGAGUGCUCAGUUUCCACCUGCUUCAGUCAUCCAGCCAGCUGGAGCACCAGGGUCCUACACAGAGGCUUGUGCUCCUAAUGCAGUACGCUAUCAAAGGCUUCAUUUAAAAUUCUGAAUCAGAUCUCCUCUUCAUCGUAAUGUGUGCUAUAAAUGUGUGAGCUCUCAGUCUAGGAUGAGAAAGUUUCACAAGGGAGAAGUACAAGAAGAAGGGAAAGGGAGGGAGAAGACAACUGGUUUUGGUUUCUUGUAAAGGUUUCCCUGACCAGACUUCCUUCUUUCUGUUCUUGGAGGCAGACAGUUUUUCACUAUGGCGACAUUUUAAAAAUGUACCAUAUAGAGGGAUUAUAUACAUUCAUAUGCAUUGCAAUAUGUUUUAUAUUUGUUCUCUGGUAAGUUUAUUUUUUCACAGAUGGAAUGAGCUUGCAAAUAUUCUGGAGUCACAAGAGGCUGUUUAUCCAGUCAGUUAGCAUCUUCGAUACUGUUUUGCUCAGACCCUUCCUAUUCUACCCGAGUAAGCUUAAUGCAUGAAACAUCUAUACAGUUUAAAGACAAAGUUUACAGUAUUUUCAACACAAUGCACACACCGAUUUUCACACAGAAUAGUGUUUUUCACUGUCUCUUUCCUCCCUCUCCAAUAAGCUUGCUCUCCACUCCACUGUGCCCAAUAUAGGAUAUGAGUAGGGCAGUGUUUCUAUUCCUGUCUUUGCCACUGACUCACUGUACAGUUUCUUAAGCAUUUACAUCUUGCAGAUGCCUCCUGGUAUCUAAGAAGAUGAAGGUGACUGUCAAUGUUUUCUUUAGGAUCUGGGCAUUCAUAACAUCUCCCUUUGUGCAGAUUCACUUGUGCUUAAUAAGCAUUUAUUCCAUGCAGCAGACUUCUACCAGUGAGGAUAUUAUUAGGGGUUCUCACUUCUAACCAGAUAUUCCUACUUUAAUUAAAAUCAUAGGAAAUUAAUUUUUUGAGAGCUCUACUUCUCAGUUAGAUUUGACGUCAGCCAGCAGCCUCAAAAUGUUGAGGUAGGGCACUUGCAUAAACACAUUUGCACACAAAACAGUCUGAUUGCAUUCACUUCUCUAUUUAUGAAUGCUAAACUGGACAUACACAGAGACGCUGAACACUGUUGUUUUUAUAAUGCUAGCUACCUGCUGCUACAGAUCCUGGUAGCGCUGCUGUCUGCUGCAUAUACAAAAGCACUGCUCUUUCCUUCUCAGUAUCAUAAUGCCUUAAUUCCAGCUACGGUCUCAUUUACAGUUCUUUACAAUAUUCUGGUCUUCAGGAUUUUUUGAUUUUUACUGAUUGUUAAACAAGAGUAAACACAGUGAGUAAAAAUAGCAGCUGUGUAGCUAAUUCUUGCAAACAAACUUUUAGUCCUUAGUAUUGGAAUGAAAAUCAGAGACCUACUACAGCUUGCAGAUGUUGGUAAAAUCCACAUACGUGGAAACACAGAUGGCUCCAAACAAGACAAGGUGUGCAGCCCACUUGUGUCUUCCAGCCCAUGCUACUUUGAGAGCCAUUGUAUAUUUAACAAAGUGUAUAUUUUAUCAGAGCUAAAAUUUAUCUAGAUAAAUUGUAUAAAUUAUGAGUUUGGCUUAUAGACAAACACAGUAACAAACAAAGAAACAUAUCCAAUUUCCAGUGCCACAGCAGAAAUAACACAACGGGCUGCAUGCACUAUGACGACUGUGGUCUCCAAGGCACAAAGUGGCUUGGAUCUUAAAAAACGCUACCAAAUGUUAGCAAUCUGUUAUGAACUGACACAAUCCAGCUAGCUUAUCUUAAAUAUGCUAAUUUUUACAGGAUGAGCUGCCAGCUUUACCAUUCCAAAAUUGUUUUAAAAGGUCCAGCCUUUAAUUACCACGAAUAUCUUCACAAUACAAUGGAAAUCGGAUGCUUUCUGGCUUGGAAAUUAUUCAUAUUGACACUAGAGGAUGAAGCAGUUUUAAUUUAGAGGCAAAAGAAAAAAAAAAAAAAAAGAGUAAAUCUCAAAAGAUUAUCAUGCUAAGAGUAAUUACAUGAGUUGAUCUUUUCGAUUCACACCCCAAUCUCUUUUUGUUCUCUUAAUAGGAUUACCAUAUUUCAAUCUCAAUAAAUUCUUCCAGAAUAAAGGAUUACAGCCUAUUUCCAUUAGGAUACCUUCGCUAAAGUAGGCUGUAAAUGUAAGCAAGACACGUUUACAUGACAGCACGUAUAUAAUUGUAAAAGCGAGCAGAAGGCUGUUGAAAAGGACCCGAAAACGCCUGGGCUGAAAUAUCCAGGUGCCGGUCCUGGGUGCCUGUGCCCGAGCAGCCAGAACUGAGCAGAUCCAAACCAGCGAUGUCCGAGGUUCCCGUGCCCGGGUCUCUUUCCGCAGGGUUUCAGCCUAAAACAAAACCAGCAGCAGCAGCAACGAACAGGCAGGACGCUGCGAAGCGGCGGCUUGCACAGCUCCUGUGAGGCGCGAUGGCACCGUGGGCACGGGCGGGCACGAAGCCACCGUCCGAUGGCGGUGCCCGAGGGCAGGCGGCGGGGCAGCGCGGCUCCUCUCCCCUACACCCUGGCUCCGGCGGCGCUUCGGGGCCGUCCCCCGACUGCCCCCGGCCCCGGCCCCUCGGGCUGGGGGCGGCCGCACGGCGCCGGCAGGCGGAGGCCGAAAGUUGCCGCUCGUCCCGCCCAUGGUGGCGGGCGGGAAGCGGCGGUUCCCCCUCAGCGCCAGGCGGCCGCCGUGGGCCCGGCGCCAGCCCUGAGCAGCGCCCCGCUCCCCCGGCGGGGCCGUGCCGUGCCGCGGUGAGUAGCCCGGGCCGGGGGGCGGCCGGCGAUGCCCCCCCGGGCGGCGGAGCGCCCCCCAUGGCGAGCGCGGCAGCGGCGGGGGGAGACCCGCGGGCGCUGCGGGCCCUGGGUGGGUGCCUGCUGGGCGCCCUGGUGCUGGGCACGCUGGCGGGCAACGCGCUGGUGUGCCUGGCUGUGCUGCGGUUCCGCCACCUCCGCGCCAAGGUCACCAACUGGUUCGUGCUGUCGCUGGCCGUCUCCGACCUGUGCGUGGCCGUCCUGGUGAUGCCCUGGAAGGCGGUCACCGAGGUGGCCGGUGGCUCCUGGCUCUUCGGCAGCCGCUUCUGCGACACCUGGGUUGCCUUCGACAUCAUGUGCUCCACUGCCUCCAUCCUCCACCUUUGCAUCAUCAGCCUGGACCGGUACUGGGCCAUUGCCAGCCCCUUUCGCUAUGAGCGGCGGAUGACGCAGCGCCUCGCCUGUGCCAUGAUAGCCGCAGCCUGGGCCCUCUCCGUCCUCAUCUCCUUCGUCCCUGUGCAGCUACACUGGCACAAAGCCAAGGACGGGAGGCAGCCGGGCUCCAAGCCGCCUGGGACACCACGCUGUGAGGUCAGCCUGAACCGCACUUACGCCAUCACCUCCUCUCUCAUCAGCUUUUACAUCCCCGUGGCCAUCAUGAUCAUCACCUACACCAGGAUCUACCGGAUCGCCCAGGCCCAGAUCCGCCGCAUCUCUACCCUUGAGCGAGCAGGGGGGCAGUGGCCAGCCCACAGCAAGGAGCCCACCUCCACUCUGCGGAGCUCCCUGCGCAAGGAGACCAAGGUGCUGCAGACCCUUUCUAUCAUAAUGGGAGUCUUUGUUUGCUGCUGGCUGCCCUUCUUCCUGCUCAACUGCCUGCUGCCUUUCUGCCAGCCGGAGAGCGACCACGAAGGGCAGUCAGCCUGUGUUGGCCAAACCACCUUCAACAUCUUCGUGUGGUUCGGCUGGGCCAACUCCUCAGUGAACCCAGUCAUCUAUGCUUUCAAUGCAGACUUCAGGCGGGCUUUCAGCAACCUGCUGGGCUGCAGGUGCUUCUGCUGUGGCACGCGUAGGUCCACUGUGGAGAGGGUCAACUUCAGUAAUGAGCUGGUUUCCUAUCACCACGACACCACCUGCCAGAAGGAAGGAGCCGCCUCAUCAUCAGUGCCACCCGCUGCUGUCACUGCCUGGGUGCAGCCUGUGCCCCAUGCUGUAAGCCUUCAGGGGGAGGACAGCAGUGAGGAACUGCAAGUGGAGAAGCAGCCUGGGACUCCUCAGACAAAGGCUGCCCCUGGCAGCAGCCCCAAGUGUCAUCGUGUGCCAGCUAUUUUGCGAUUGGAUUGUGGGGCAGAGCUGUCCCUGGAAACUAUUACCCCCUUUACAGGGCUCGGUGGACGCGAGGGACCUUGUCAUCCCAUUCCAGAGGGAUAAGCAGCUGCGUGAUUCACCCAUGCAGAGCUGUCCCACAGGGGGAAUUCACC
Oxyura jamaicensis (ruddy duck) is the source of this 4688-nucleotide messenger RNA. RefSeq names its product D(1)-like dopamine receptor. Gene Ontology annotation, molecular function: G protein-coupled receptor activity. Gene Ontology annotation, biological process: adenylate cyclase-activating adrenergic receptor signaling pathway. Gene Ontology annotation, cellular component: membrane. The record is from RefSeq and is a predicted model, not a curated record. The transcript has a single exon. Lineage: Eukaryota; Metazoa; Chordata; Aves; Anseriformes; Anatidae. The coding region runs from base 2884 to 4638 and encodes 584 amino acids.